UAGAACACAAAACCCACAAAGAAUCAUUUCAGGCAGUUGCUCACACUGAUCCUGGAGUGUGUUGUGAUAAAAGAAACUUUCCAACAGCCAGACAAACAGAACUAAAGGUAGGCAUGUUUGUACAAAUUAACAUUUAUAUUUCUGUGAAGGUUUUACAGUGCUAUUUGUCAAUGUGUAAAAAGUGAAAGUGAACGGUACUUUUUUGGUCAUAUUUGAACUCCUCUACACUCUACAUUCCAGUGAUUAUUAUAAUCUAGCAUAAUGCAUCACUUUACUAAAUAGUUUUCCUAACUAAUAAAUUUUGCCUGAACCACACUACAGGAAACACCUUUAAAGCCAUACCUUUCCUCAAUUAAUGAAGCAACUUGCUUAAAAUAAUAUAUUUUUAAUGAUCAGACAAUGACUAAAAUCUGGAUUGUAAAAAUAUUCUUUUGAAAUGAAAUGAGAUUUUUCUCAGUUUAUUUGUGAAGUUUUUAAGCCAGCUUACUGAGAAUCUGUAUUUGUGUCCUGCAAUCUUAUUGUUAUAUCUAUCAGGUUGCUAUAUGCAUUCUUUAGGCACUAUGGAUCCAAAGCAAAUGUGGAGUUACAUGAAAUCUCCUCCAGUAACGAAUAUACCUUGCCUUGUUAUUUCAAAACUACUCUUCAUGGCUAUUCCCAUUGCUCAGAUCGCAAUAGGCGCUGUAUAUCUACAAGAAUGUCCACAGCAGCACUAUAUCCCAAUUUAUGUGCUGGUAUGUGGAGUGUUUGGUGUGUUUCUGGCCUUGUUGUCUUGUCUACCAUGUGCUACAGAGACGGAGGAAGGAGGUCCUAAUGUACUGAAUCUUAUCUGCACUGUGUGGAAUGCUCUGGUUUCUACCUUCAUAUUCUGCUGGGUUAUCAGUGGCAGUGUGUGGAUUUAUACUAUCUACCCUCCCAACUACAACCAAACACUUGCUGGAGUUCCCUACUGCAAUAAGACUCUCUACCUCUUUGCAUUCUGGACCACCACACUGGGAUACAUUCUUUUGGCUCUGGUGCUAUUGAUCGGGUGUUGUUUUUGUAUCUGUACUUGUGUGUGGCCAAAAACUGAGCCAGAUGGGAUCUAAUUAUGAAUGAAAAUCAUGUAAAGUCUUACGUUUUUAUUGUUUUAUAUUUUUCGUCAACCUUAUUGACCUCAUUAAUGUCAGGGUCUUAUGAAAGUGUGUUGAAUUAAUGUCAUGGCCAGUCUGUAAGCCAUCUUGAUGAAGCUUGAUGGUUUGUGUGCUAAACUCAAAAAAAGUUUCUGUAAAAGUCAGUUUUUUAAAAGUAAUUUAUGAUGAAUGGUAAAAAUAAUAAUGAUAAUAAUAAAAAGCAUUACAGUUUUUGACAAUUGCUUACACAUGAUUUCUGAAACUUUGGCUCCUUUUCUCUAAACUUUACACACAAAAUCCCAAAACACACACACAAUAUGCAAAACAUCACACAUCUCUUGCAAAAGCAAACAC
Myxocyprinus asiaticus (Chinese sucker) is the source of this 1463-nucleotide messenger RNA. RefSeq names its product transmembrane protein 272-like. The transcript is spliced from 4 exons. The record is from RefSeq and is a predicted model, not a curated record. Bases 543 to 1085 code for a protein of 180 amino acids. Lineage: Eukaryota; Metazoa; Chordata; Actinopteri; Cypriniformes; Catostomidae.